Molecule: messenger RNA, 1567 nt
Organism: Aspergillus glaucus CBS 516.65
Lineage: Eukaryota; Fungi; Ascomycota; Eurotiomycetes; Eurotiales; Aspergillaceae
Product: putative FAD dependent oxidoreductase
Exons: 5
Coding region: 1-1470 (489 amino acids)
Molecular function (GO): flavin adenine dinucleotide binding; NADP binding; N,N-dimethylaniline monooxygenase activity
Source: RefSeq, a predicted model, not a curated record
AUGACGCACCCGCAGAUUCGCCGAGUCGCAGUCAUUGGCGCUGGGAUUAGUGGUGUCGUGUCAGCAGCGCAUUUGCUGCAGGCUGGGUUGGAGGUGACUGUGUUUGAGAGGAGUCAUGCAACCGGGGGUGUUUGGCUGUAUGAUGAGCGCUCCGCACCAGAGCCAUCGUAUACCUCGUUGAAACCGCUCGAGUCGGAAGUGCAUUUCGAUACGGACAAGAAGCGCAAUGUGGCUCUUAAUCAUGCGCCGCCGGGACCGUGCUACGUUGGGCUCAAGAAUAAUGUGCCUACCCCCUUGAUGCGCGUCAAGCUCAAUGCCUGGCCAGAGGGAACACCCGACUUCGUCAGCCACUCCGUAAUGAAAGAGUAUAUACAGGAUACAUCGAAUAAGGCGGGAGUUCACGAUAUUACCAUCUAUGGCGCACGAGUCAAGAAAAUUGCGAAGCAGGGCAGGAAUUGGGAAGUUGCCUGGUCUAGAUUGGAGAAGGAGACUCAAGGCGUCAAGGAAGUAGAGCAAAUAUGGGAUUUCGACGCUGUGGUAGUUGCCUCUGGCCAUUACCACACACCUCGCGUCCCAGAUACUCCAGGCCUCGCUGAAGCAAAGGCUCGUUGGCCGGAGCGCAUUUUUCAUUCAAAAAGAUACAGAAAACCAGAGGGAUACGAGAAAAAAAAUGUCCUCUUAAUCGGCGGCGCCGUCUCUGCUAUCGACAUCGCGAAAGAAAUCAGCACCCAAGCAGAAACGGUCUACCAGAGCACGCGAAACGGCAAAUUCGAUAUUUCAGCCAGCAUCCUCCCCGAAAACGGCGUCCGGAUUAGCGAGAUAGCACGUUACGAAAUUCUAGACAAUAGUGAUGUCCCCAACGACAAACCGCUUCCGUUGAAAGUGCACCUGAAAUCCGACCAGGAGCUCUGCGGAUUUGACCAGGUUAUCAUCUGCACUGGGUACCAGUUCACCCUCCCCUUUCUACCAAGUUACCACGAUGACAGGCUCACGUCGGGAGAAGUGAAUGAGACAAUUCUAGUAACAGACGGGACGCAGGCGCACAACCUGCACAAGGACAUCUUCUACAUCCCAGAUCCAACCCUUGCGUUUAUAGGCGUGCCCUUCUACACCGCCACAUUUACGCUCUUCGAGUUCCAGGCUAUAACCGCAGCAAACGUCCUCUCUGGCAUCGCUAGCCUCCCCUCAGAGAGCGCCAUGAGACAAGAAUACAACGAGCGAGUAAACAGAAAAGGACAUGGGAAGCAAUUCCACUCGCUCAAGGACGUGGAGGAGGACUACGUCAACGACCUCCUAAACUGGAUAAAUGGGCCUAGAGCAGAAAAGGGUCUCGGUCCUAUUGAGGGACAUACUGAAACAUGGCACGAGGCGAAGCAAGCACAGCGAGAACGUCUGAAGACGUUUUUCAAGGACAGCCGGCGAGACAGUGGCGUCGGAGGACUUCCUGAGCUACAGACGUGCAGCACAUAAUUCAAGAAUAAUCAGGAUAGAGUAAUAGAUGAUCAAUUCACGCGGUUCGGGAAUCAGCGUUAGAAGUUUAGGUAUUCGGGGAUAGAGCUUUCUUGAG